GUAUGAACAAUAACUGUCUUGCCAUUUGCAAACAGCAAUUUUUUAGACAAAUCCUGUAGUGUUAAUAUCUUACCCAAUUAUAAGGAUUUCUCUAGCUACAAGAUCCUUCAAAUAGUGAUAGUUGAAAGCAAGAUGUGAACUAACUCACACUUAUUACUAUGCAUCAAACUAAUUGUACAAUGAAUUUAAGAAAUUUAUAGGAGAUGGAUGAAGCAAGAAAAGUAACAAUAAUAGCCCUUAGGUAAAGCAAUUCCCAGAAUCCCAGUUUCCAACAGGUUUAUUAGGAAACAAUGAAGAAAAGCAUUAAUGGAGGGAACCGAGAAAAGCGUGAGAAAGCAUCCAAUCAUGGGAAAAUGCAUGAGGCUCAUCAGAAGUUGUCGGCAACAACCAUGCAAAGAUUAAGGUAUCCUCAGAGAUGUUAACUAAUCUACCUAAAUAAUAAUGCUAUUUUAUUGCAUAAGUGGAAGUCAAAAGCCUCCAUAUCAGGCUUUAUUUCCUUAGCAUCGCAAUUUGCUACACCGACGUUAACUCCCUCAACACCUUAACAAUUACUAUCCAAUACCACAAUUCAUCAUUUAUAUAUCACCCACAUUUCGAAGCUAAUAGAAGUCUCUACCAAUAUUAUAACACCUUUUCUCCUUCCCAAACAUUGGAAAACACCCUUUAUUAUUAAUUCACUCUCAAUUUCCGUGUGUUGACUUUAUCGUUUACAACAACACCUAUUAAAAUUCGCAUCUUCCUCUACCACAAAUUUCAUGACACAACUAAAUGUGCCACAACCAGAAGCAGCUACUACUUCUUCUCACCAUUUCACAAAUUUCUAGCUACAUAACCAAAACAUAAAAAACCCAACUUUUCUUUUUGUUCUUAGUUUAGCAGAUUCCGUUUCCAUGGAUGAAAUUGAAAUUCCUGCUCAUUUUCUUUGCCCCAUUUCCCUCCAACUCAUGAGGGACCCUGUAACUGUUUGCACAGGAAUCACUUAUGACAGAGAGAACAUAGAGAAGUGGUUGUUUUCAUGCAAGAACAACACAUGCCCCGUUACCAAGCAGUGCCUAUUGGACCAUGAUCUCACCCCAAACCACACUCUACGCAGGUUGAUCCAAUCUUGGUGCACCCUCAAUGCCUCAUUUGGAGUUGAACGCAUUCCAACUCCAAAGUCACCAAUCGACAGAACUCAGAUUGUGAAACUCCUCCUAGAAGCAAAGAAGUUCCCCGAGAAGCAACUCAAAUGCCUCACAAGACUUCGAUCCAUUGCCUUUGAGGGUCAAAGGAACAAGGCCUGCUUAGAGUCUGCAGGAGUUGUUGAAUUCUUGGCCUCAACCAUGAAGCACAAGGCAGAAGAAAACUCAACUGUUCUCGGUGAAGCAGCUAUCGAAGUCUUAUUCCACCUUAGCCCUUCUGAGGCUCAGCUUAAAGAUCUCUUAUAUAACGAGGGGUGCCAGUUUAUUGAGUCAUUGUUCCACGUGUUGAGGCUUGGAAACUACCAAUCGAGAGCUUAUGCAACCAUGCUGCUUAGAUCGGCAUUGGAGGUGGCUGAUCCUAUCCAAUUGAUCAGUGUCAAAACAGUGCUGUUUGUGGAAAUCUUGCGCGUGCUGCGUGAUCAGAUUUCGCAACAGGCUUCAAAGGCUGCAUUGAAGCUGAUCGUGGAGCUCUUUCCGUGGGGCAGAAACAGGAUCAAAGGGGUUGAGGGUGGUGCAGUUUCGGUCCUGAUUGAGCUACUUCUUUGUACCUCGGAAAGAAGAACCUGUGAACUUAUUUUAAUAGCUUUGGAUCAACUUUGUGGGUGUGCAGAAGGGCGUGCAGAGUUGUUGAACCAUGGUGCAGGAGUGGCCAUUGUGUCCAAGAAAAUCCUAAGGGUUUCUCUCGUGGCAAGCGAUAGAGGGGUUAGAAUUUUGGCCUCCAUUUGUAGGUAUUCAGCAAAUGCUAGGGUGCUCCAUGAAAUGUUGCAGGUUGGUGCUGUGUCAAAGUUGUGUUUGGUGCUUCAAGUGAAUUGCAGUUUCAAGACCAAAGAGAGAGCCAAGGAGAUACUCAGAUUGCACUCCUCAGUUUGGAAGAAUUCUCCAUGUAUUCCUGUUCCUUUGUUAUCUUCUUUUCCUUGAUCUAAUUUCAUCAUACUUUUUAUUUUUUUUUUACAUGCAUCUGAUGAAAGUGUCUGAUGCCAGAGGUUUUGGAGUUAUUAGAAAAAGAAAAUCCUUAGAUAAUUUUUUUUUUAAACAUUGUACUGAUCUAAACAGUAGUAUUAGUUAACUUUAACUUUUCGUUUAACAUGGGUGUGUAUUCCUUGAUUGAAAGUUAGAGAUUAAUGUUCUUUGCACCAAAGAAGUU
Molecule: messenger RNA, 2325 nt
Organism: Vigna radiata var. radiata (mung bean)
Lineage: Eukaryota; Viridiplantae; Streptophyta; Magnoliopsida; Fabales; Fabaceae
Product: E3 ubiquitin-protein ligase PUB23
Exons: 1
Coding region: 891-2099 (402 amino acids)
Biological process (GO): protein ubiquitination
Molecular function (GO): ubiquitin protein ligase activity
Source: RefSeq, a predicted model, not a curated record